Pararge aegeria (speckled wood butterfly) is the source of this 1383-nucleotide messenger RNA. Its product is annotated as hsp70-binding protein 1. NCBI's taxonomy places the organism in Eukaryota, Metazoa, Arthropoda, Insecta, Lepidoptera, Nymphalidae. The transcript has 6 exons. Bases 242 to 1273 code for a protein of 343 amino acids. The record is from RefSeq and is a predicted model, not a curated record.
UUACAUUAGUUACCUCUAUGAAUAUGAAUCAUUAAAUUCAACACCAAGAUUCUCUAGAUUAUUCCAUACAAAAUUGCAUUUAAAAACUAAAUUCACACGGGAAACUGACCAUAAGUCGUAAAAACUUAUAAGUUGAAUUGAAUUUCGGUGAUCCAUCUUGUUAUAAAUCUUUACUCCUACGAAAGCAUAUAAUUCUGAUCAAACACGUUGUAAUCUUUCUAGAAGAUAAAACUAAAGUAAGAUGGGUUCAAAUAAUGAAGAAUUACCCGCACAGAAUGAGGAAGGUGAAUCGGUGCAACCUCGCCAGCCGAGGAAUUUACAGGGUCUCCUUCGUUUCGCCAUGGAGGCUACUAAGGCUGAAGAUGCACCAGGGAACUCUGAACUGGGCCCCAUGGAUGAAGAGAGACGUAAAUUCCUUGAAGAAGCUCUGAAAAGUCUUACAGUAGAUGUAGCACAAGUUAUACAGAAUGCUAUAAAGAUCCUCACUGAUCAGAAGAAGAUGAGCAGUAUACAACUUGGAGAUGCUCUGCCGGAGGAUGUUGAGACAGCAUUUAAUAAUGUUAUGGAGUUUAUUGAUGACAUUGAUAUUGCUAAUGAUUUUCACAAACUGGGUGGUUUUGCUAUAUUCCCCAUAUGCUAUGGCAGUGAGAAUGAAGAGGUCCGUGCCAAAGCCAGCAGAGUGCUGGCUGAAUUGUGCCAGAAUAACCCACAAUGCCAGUCCUUGGCACUUGAGAGUGGUGUGCUGAAUGUGUUACUGCAUUUAGCUAUUACUGAGAGAGGAAACACUCUUGCUAAGUGCAUUAUGGCUAUAUCAUGUGCAACUCGUGAGUUUGAGCCGGCCUGCAAGGAGCUAACAGCUCAGGGUGGGUGUGAGAUCUUGGCCAACGCGCUGCGAUCUUCAGACUCGGCUGCAAGAACUAAAGCGGCAUUCCUAAUACGAUAUCUGUGUCAUCACCAUGCGGAGGCCAAAGAAAAAUUUAUACAACAGAACCUAGUGAAAGCAAUCGUUGAUCAAAUCAAGUCUAGGCGAGAUGAUAAUUCAGAGCAUUUGUUAAGUAUACUUGAAAGUUUACUAGAAGGUCUUGACCCUACUAUACUCCAGCAAUGCAGAGACCCCAGCUUAGAUCUCAAGAAUGUUCUUGAAAAUCACUUAAAACAUCCAGAAUUACAGGAUGAUACAUUUAUGGAGGAAAAGGAAUAUUGUCAAGCGAUACUUAAAGUUUUUAGUAACUACCCACAGAGGGAGGUGGACAAUAAUGAAGUUGAUAGAUAGAGGAAGAUGGAUCUGUGAUUCCUGAGCAUUAAUAAGUGUUUCAUAUAUUGGUAGUUUGAGAAGGAUUUGGGAGACCUGUAAAAUUUGAUUAAAUAUUAUUGUUCUAUAGA